Messenger RNA from Ambispora gerdemannii, 465 nucleotides. The record is from the annotation of a GenBank genome assembly. NCBI's taxonomy places the organism in Eukaryota, Fungi, Glomeromycota, Glomeromycetes, Archaeosporales, Ambisporaceae.
AUGUCAAUAUUAUACUAUUAUGCCGAAAUGCGGGUGCGGACGAUCCCCGAUCGCGUAAACAGAACUGCCGAAUGUUUUCUUAUAAAAGAGGUCGGUGCUCUGGUUGUGGGUCUUCUGGCUUUAGUUGUGGCGGUUCCGCAAGCGCGAUCUGAAGAUGACCGCAUCGAAGUCACGGAUCCCACUACGGAUCAAAUAGUCGGUAGUACAGUGGAUGUGAAAUGGAAUACUGAGAAAAUUCCCAAAGGCCUCAAAACCAGCGAUCGUGUUAGUGUCCGUAUCCGUUGCGGUAAGAGACAGUUUCCGGCAAAAGCUGUGCGGACCGAGCCCUUCACGGACGGACACAAGGAGGUUUCUCUCUCUGAUGACCCUGCUCUUGUUGGAGUUUCCUGCCAAGCAAGCGUCUUUGAUGAAAACAACGCAGACGUUGAAGGAUUUUCGAAAAAGUUUAACUUAAUUAAAUCAUAG